AUGGAGGUCGCUGCUGGUACAGGGCCAUCGUGUGUAAUGCUAGCUGAACCAGAUUAUAUUACGACAACGGAUGGCAUCGCCAACCGUUCUCUAUUUUAUAAUGUCUCUGGGAGCGUACAAAUGUCUUCCAACUCUAAUGUGCAACGAGUAUCAGCUGAGAAUGCCAGCCUUGAUGAUGGUGUAGCGCCCAACCAACAACCGCCGCCUGAUCUCAGCUCCAACGCGUUCCGAACGUUGGUCUUAAAACAACUGACUAGGAUCCAGGAACAAAACGAUGCCCUAGAGGCUCGUAUUCGGCAGUUAGAUCAGGACCAACAGGAUUUCUAUGUUGAUACUUGUGAGAAGCUGGACAGAGGGUUCCGGAGGGUAGAUAAGGGAUUCGAAGAGUUGGGCUCAAUGAAGGAAGUGUUCAAAGAGAUUGUGGGAAUUAUGAGCGGCGAACGAGUGCGUUUCAUCGACCAUUCCAACGAAAACAUCACAGCGGAUGAGGCUGAGGGGGUGGGAGAAUCUUUACUGCUGGCGUCAAAUUUCAAUCCUGCGGAACGAGUGCAGCAGGCUGCAAUGAGGUCAGGCAGACGAACACGGGAGCCUAGCGUCAAACAAGAAGUUAGUGAACCUUGGCAAAGUCUAAACUAUCCAAAUUUUGGAGCCCCUUCGGGCUCGGGCAACCCAGGAGCCGGUGAUGAAGAUGAGCAGUUAAAUGAUAGGGCGGUCAAUUACCGGCUCAAUAGACUCCUCAAAACUGUCACCGACGUGGCAAGAGAGUACUUCGAGGGUCUUCCUGGGCAGCCCUCUGUGGCUGCUCUCGAAAGGCGCUUUGGACCCAGUUGGCGUUGCCAGGCGUCAGAAAGAUCCUUUUUCGCGAAGCGAAUGCAAAUCAUCAACCGCAUCAUCGACGUAAAAGACCAUCCUGAGAAAUAUAACUUGCCUGGCGACAUAACGAGAAGAAAAGCUGUCCGUGUGGUGGAAAACCUGCGAUUGGGAAACAAUUCGUUUCACGGGCGAGCUACGCGAAUGACAUUAAACCAGUUGUACAUAUAUCUAGCCAAGAAGAUGGACAAACCCGAAGACUACCACUUACAUCUGCGAGAAUUUGCACGGCCCAGAAGAGACUUACUGAUUGCCCAACGGAAUGCGCUAGUCAACACCAUGCCGCUCGUGAGGGAUUCCCAAAGUCCGCAGGGUUCCCUUGAAGAAGGAAUUGACGGCACGGGCGGGGCAGGAGGAGAAUCCGAGCACGCGAGGCAAGAAGACUCAGAUUCUAAUUCCAGCGUGGGGGCCGCAGGACCAUGA
Molecule: messenger RNA, 1293 nt
Organism: Lachancea dasiensis
Lineage: Eukaryota; Fungi; Ascomycota; Saccharomycetes; Saccharomycetales; Saccharomycetaceae
Source: the annotation of a GenBank genome assembly